GGGCCCGCUGGUCUGCGCCGAGCCUCGGAGAGGAGUGGGUGGCGGCGGCUGAGGUAACAUGUUAGCGGGGAGGGCGAGCGGUGUGGCCGGCGGCGGCGUGGAGGCCAGUCCCGGCCCCGGGUCUACCCCCGGCCCCGGCCCCGAGCAGCUCGCUCACCUCCACAGGCUUCUCUACGGCAAGGAACUCAGGACACUGGAUUUGCCAGAGUGCGCUGUGGCAGCGUCCCAGGAGGGGGACUUUGAGCUGCAGGGUUUUGGGUUUGAGGCAGCCCCAGAGCAACUCCGCCAGCCACGCAUUGUUCGAGUGGGACUUAUUCAGAACAAGAUUGUCCUUCCCACCGAUUCACCAGUGUCCGAGCAGGUUGCAGCUCUCCAAAAACGGAUCGGAGACCUUGUGGAAGUGGCUGCCAUGUGUGGAGUAAACAUCAUCUGUCUCCAGGAGGCUUGGACUAUGCCCUUCGCCUUUUGCACCAGAGAAAAGCUGCCGUGGACAGAAUUUGCUGAAUCUGCAGAGGAAGGACCGACGACGAGGUUUUGCCAGGAGCUUGCAAGGAAGUACAACCUAGUUGUCGUGUCCCCAAUCCUGGAGCGGGAUGAGCUUCACGGAGACACAUUGUGGAACACAGCGGUGGUGAUUUCAAACUCCGGCAGGGUUCUGGGCAAGACUAGGAAGAACCACAUUCCCAGGGUUGGAGACUUUAAUGAGGACAACUGGACCAACUCUAACUCAGUUAGAACCAACUGGAAGAAUGGGCCAGAAAAUGGCAGAUGGAAUUUAAUGCAGACGAGUGUGAGGUGUUGCAUUUUGGAAGGACAAAUCAAGUCUACAUAUUACAUGGAGGGAAACACUGGGCACACAGUGUUUCAGACUCAGUUUGGACGGAUUGCUGUAAAUAUCUGCUACGGUCGACACCACCCUUUGAACUGGUUGAUGUACAGCAUUAAUGGAGCUGAAAUUAUCUUCAACCCCUGUGCUACUGUGGGGGAGCUGAGUGAACCAAUGUGGCCCAUUGAAGCCAGGAAUGCAGCUAUCGCCAACAACUGCUUCACCUGUGCCAUCAACCGGGUGGGAACAGAGCAGUUCAAGAAUGAGUUCACAUCUGGCGAUGGGAAGAAGGCUCACAACGACUUUGGCCAUUUCUAUGGCUCCAGCUACAUUGCUGCUCCUGAUGGUAGUCGGACUCCUGGUCUGUCUCGUACCAGGGAUGGGUUGCUUGUUGCUGAGCUGGAUCUCAAUCUGUGCAGACAGAUGAGUGAUAAAUGGGGCUUCAAGAUGACGGGGAGGCUGGAGAUGUACGCAGAGGAACUCCUGCAGGCAGUGCAGUACGACUUCCAGCCUAACAUCAUCGUUGAGCAGUGAGACAGGCUGGAGGCCUGGACUACACAGAGGGGGACAGGAUUUCACCAGUUCACCUUCCUCCCUCUCCCAAGAUCAUUCAGUUUUUACACAGAUCACUCUGUCCCAUGUUAAAAAUGAGCUGUCAACUCUGUGACCUGGGCUACAGCUUCAAAGCACCAGUUGUCCUGCUCAAUUUGUCUCUCAACCUGACACCCAACACCAUCCUUUCGGGUGAAGAUCUCCUGGCUGCAUCUCACCACUGAGCUGGCUCCUUCUCCAGGGUCUCAGACAGAGGUGUCACACAGCUGCAGUCUUCCUGGACCUGCUGCUUUGUUCUGUGUCAAGUGGCAGAGUUUACUGAAGCCAUUGCAUCUCUCAUCAUUAUGAUAGGUCUAGUACAAGAUGUGAGAACAUUUGAUUAAUUAAAUGAUCCAAGUGAU
Pristis pectinata (smalltooth sawfish) is the source of this 1779-nucleotide messenger RNA. RefSeq names its product ureidopropionase, beta (gene upb1). Gene Ontology annotation, molecular function: beta-ureidopropionase activity. The coding region runs from base 59 to 1360 and encodes 433 amino acids. Lineage: Eukaryota; Metazoa; Chordata; Chondrichthyes; Rhinopristiformes; Pristidae. The record is from RefSeq and is a predicted model, not a curated record. The transcript is spliced from 11 exons.